AGAGUUGCAGAAUUGAAAGGCACAAAGCAGACAGCAGCUGGUUCAGCUGCUAGCACAUCGUCUCAGCCUGUCAAGAGAAAAACUAUUGACACAGAAAAUACAGAGUUAAAGAGAGUAAAAGGUACAGACGAAAAGCCACAUACGUCUACAUCUGGGCUACCUGCAGAUUUUUUUGAUGAAACAGAGCAAGGUGGUGCAACUGAACAGCUUUCAAAGGGUCCAGGUCCCAGUUUAUUGUCAGGAAAUUACGAUGAUGAUGAUGAUGAUGAAGAAGAGGAGGAACAAGAUCAAUCAAACAAAUCUUCUGUUACAAAUAAAACUGAAGUUCCACCUCCAACUCAGGAAGUAACAGCUAAUUCUCUGCCUGCAGACUUCUUUGACAGUAAAAUUACAGCUGCUCCUAUAGUUUCCCAUUCAGGAUCCAUACAGAAAGCAGAGAUACAAGAGAAGGUAGUGGAAAGGAAAGAAAACACCGCUGAAGCUUUGCCAGAAGGUUUCUUUGAUGAUCCUGAAGUGGAUGCAAAAGUGCGAAAAGUUGAUGCUCCAAAGGAUCAGAUGGACAAAGAAUGGGAUGAGUUUCAAAAGGCAAUGCGACAGGUCAACACAGUUUCAGAAGCAAUAGUGGCAGAAGAGGAUGAGGAAGGACGACUAGAACGUCAGAUUGGAGAAAUUGACGAGCAGAUUGAAUGUUAUCGCCGUGUUGAGCUUUUGCGUAACCGUCAGGAUCUGAUGAAGGAGAAGCUAAAGGAAGCCAUGAGACUAAGAGCAAAUCAAGAGAAAGAGGAUGAAGCUAUUGGUAGUGAAGAUGAAGAAGAAUUGCAGGAUUUGCUGUCUCAAGACUGGCGGGUGAAAGGGGCUUUGUUGUAGCAUUUCUGCAACAUGGUUGACAGUCUCUUUAUCUGUGAUGUUACUUCCAUUGUUAGAAGUGAGACACUUUUGUUAAAUAUUUAUUUAAAGGGGAUCGUGAGAUGGUAAAGAAACAAGCGUAUUAAAAAAAACCCCAACCCUCUUUGUAGAUCUACAAUGGUGUAUUACGUGCUGUAAAAACUGUAUAUUGCAAACGUUUUACAAUUUUGAAAGUACCUUUCCUAUUAAAAUUACUGCUUUCCUA
Messenger RNA from Antrostomus carolinensis (chuck-will's-widow), 1111 nucleotides. It is a transcript of the gene ZNF830, whose product is annotated as zinc finger protein 830. Gene Ontology annotation, cellular component: nucleus; spliceosomal complex. Gene Ontology annotation, biological process: mitotic DNA damage checkpoint signaling; mitotic DNA replication checkpoint signaling; nuclear DNA replication. The annotation marks the transcript as partial. Lineage: Eukaryota; Metazoa; Chordata; Aves; Caprimulgiformes; Caprimulgidae. Gene Ontology annotation, molecular function: zinc ion binding; nucleic acid binding. The record is from RefSeq and is a predicted model, not a curated record. The transcript is spliced from 8 exons.